AUGGCUGAAGACCAUAGGCAGAUUGUCAAUCAGAAUGAGCAGCUUUCGGUUGUACCCGAACAACCUGGGCAACCUUCGGGGGCAUUGCAACCAGCUGUAGACGCCCCGGUCAGUGCCUCGGCAAGGGAAUGGGGUCGUGUGAAGCUUCGAAUCUAUAACCAAAGUCGGAGUGGGUCUGUACUGGGGGAAGGCGCCGGAGUAGGAAUCGGGAUCGCUGCUUUCUACUUCCAACAUGUGGAUCUAGUCAGACAGGCCAUACGUAGAUCCGUCGAACGGAGCGAUCCCGGUAACCCCAACCAAAGACCCGACCCGGAGGUUGGGUUGGAGGUACAGGUGGGCUCCCUUCUUGUCCCCGUGAUUUUUCACUCCAAACUGGGGUACGAAUACUUCAGCUCCAUCCUAAACGGUACCUUUCUGAAGGCCUGCCUGAGAUCGGAGCUGGAGAAAGCCGGCUACGGGGAGCCCGUGGACGUGAGCGUGGAGAAGUGGGAAGUACCGCCGACAUCUGAGGCGAGGGUAACCCGCGCAGCUAGCCUGCUACCGGGGACAACGGGACAGUAUAACGUGGAGGCCGUGUUGUCACCCGAAAAGUUAUCUUUUUUUUAUUUUUCAAACGCUUCCCCACCGCAGAAACUACAAGAUUCUCUUCGCACAACAGAGGAGGACUCGGGUGCACCGCCCGUGAGCGACUUAGCCGGGCUCUCCGUCUUUACACCUGACGAAGAUGGGCAACGGAAAAAGGACGAUGAUACACCGUCUGGGAAAGGGGGACCGAAGAAACGCCCGCAGAUAGGCCUGAGAGCCAGGCUACAGCGGCACAAGGAGUCAACAACGGCGAAGACAAUGCUUCAGGCGUACAGCUGCUUGGAGAAGGGAGCGGCCAUGCUGGUCUCUAGCGAGUAUCAGGAGGGGGAGGGGGUCAGGCAUCUUUUGGAGGGGCUCGUGCUGAUGGAAGAAGUGCUACCAGGGGACGUGGAGACAGUCCUGUACGGUCAGCACUGGCUGAACCUCGACAAGGCGAAACUGAACCACCUGCUAUGUACAGAGCUGCGAGAUAGUGCUGAGAACACCCCCUGUCUGCUGCUACAGGCACUGCAGCUUCCGACGGGAGACAGUCGACUGCGGGCCAUAAACCAUGUGAUCGACGUCGUCCUCCAGCGAGGAAAACCAGACGCCUUAUACAGCGACCUGGCGUACAUAUACUUCGCGCUGUGUUCCACACUGUGGACUAGCACCAAACAUUCAGCGGCCACACUGUCCGCCUGUGCCAGCGCUCUCAUGCAUCAACCACGCCACCUAAGGAUUUUCUGGGGGACUUUCCGGAUGUGA
Branchiostoma belcheri (Belcher's lancelet) is the source of this 1329-nucleotide messenger RNA. RefSeq lists its product as uncharacterized. The coding region runs from base 1 to 1329 and encodes 442 amino acids. NCBI's taxonomy places the organism in Eukaryota, Metazoa, Chordata, Leptocardii, Amphioxiformes, Branchiostomatidae. The record is from RefSeq and is a predicted model, not a curated record. The transcript is spliced from 3 exons.